UGGAGAGGGACAAGCCAUUGGCAUCAGCUUGAAUGGCAACGAAUGAAUCCAUUGGCACUAUCCAUCUUUAGAAGGUAGCUAGCUAGCUACUAGUAGGCUCAUUAUAUGUUUGGUCUUCAUUGAUCCCUAAAAAAAUUGAGCGUCUAUUUUAAUUAAAACGGAUUCCGAUAAAAAGUGCUUGAGGACGACCAACGAGCCAAGGCCCGCGUGUUUCCCACAGUCAAGUCUGCUCACCGGCCACACUUGCCUCCUGACAGGGUGUGACGCCUUUUGGUUAUCUCUAGAAGAUCUCUCAGCUACAUAUUCAUAGCUAUCAUAGCUAGAUCAGGAAAGCUGCAUCCUUGCUACCAUGACUCUUUUCUCCCUCUUUUUGGCACUGACCAGCUUCAGCUUGAGUUUGAGUUUUCACACUGUGGACUCCUUCUCGCUCCACAGGACAAGGACAGUCAGUGUCAGUCCACUCAUCAGCAAGAGCAGGACUGCUCUUUUCUUUUCUCCUGAUGACCACCAGAGCAAUGCCCCACCAGUACAACCACGCCGUUCCAUCGUGGCUGGGAAUUGGAAGCUGAAUCCAGCCACGCUCACGGAAGCUACCACUCUGCUACGUCUGCUCAAGGCCAACUUUGAAAAUCAUCGAGAUGCCAGUAGUGCCACGGAAGUGGUGGUCUUUCCUCCAUUUCCAUUCUUGGGUGUUGCCGUGCAAGAAUUGCAAGGCACGGGCAUUCAAGUGGGCUGUCAGACGAUUGGGACUCACGAACAGGGAGCAUUUACCGGAGAAGUGGCACCCUCCAUGAUUCAAUCCAUGGGUGUCACAUAUGUCAUGUUGGGACAUUCCGAACGACGCACGCUGUUUGGAGAAUCCGACACGGCGGUCAAUAACAAACUCCAAUUGUGUUUGGCACAACGAGGCCUGCAAGUCAUUCUCUGUGUCGGAGAAACACUGCAAGAGUAUGAAACCAAUCUGCUGGCGUCCGUGGUCGAUGUCCAGCUCAAAAAGGCACUCGUGGGAGUGUCAAGUCAAGACGUCCUGGAACGCAUUGUGGUGGCGUACGAACCCGUUUGGGCCAUUGGAACGGGAAAAACUGCCACUCCCAGUCAAGCUCAAGCGGCACACGAGGCCGUGAGAGCCACAUUGACGGCACUUUAUGGCUCGCAUGUAGCACAAGGUGUCCGCAUUCAAUACGGUGGAAGUGUCACGCCUGACAAUAUUGAUGCCCUCAUGGCACAACCCGAUGUCGAUGGAGCCCUCGUAGGAGGAGCGUCUCUGACGGCCGAUUCUUUUACGCGGAUUGUCGAUGGAGGAAUAAGGGCUGCUAGUGCUACUAGUAGUGCGUAUGCACCACCUCCCGUUGAAUUGACCGCCACCGAAGUGGUGCCCUGUGCCAAUGUCCUGGGAGAAUCCCCCGUUUGGUCCGUGCGGGAUCAAGCACUCUACUGGAUCUCAGCACCCGAAGGAGAACUGUGGACUUGGAAGUAUCACGGCGACAACAAUCAGCACAAUCGUAAUGAACCUCCUUAUCGACGACUGAUUGGAACGACACUGGGAUGUACGGCAUUGCUCGAAGGGGAGCCCCAUGCGGUGCUGCUUGCCGGCGAAUCCGCCUUUAUGAAAAUGACCAUGAAAGCCGACAGUGGAGAUUUUGCCUCCUCGUCGUCGUGCACUGCAACCAAUUUCCUCUGUGAACGACCCGAACAAGAUCAAGCCACCCGCCCCAACGAUGGACGGGUCGAUCGACAACAACGAAUGGUAUUUGGCAUGUACAACAAUUAUCAUCGGGAAGGAUCCUCGGCGGGAGAAAACAACUGCGGACUUUAUCGACUCGAUGCCAAUCUACAAUUGGAAUCGUUGCUCGACUACAAGUAUCGCGUUUCCAACUGCAUUUGCUUCCCCGCUAGUGGCGACACGAUAUUCUUUUGUGAUACUCCCACCCGCAAAGUAUACGCGUUUGAUUAUCCCGUAUUGACGAAUCGACGAGAAAUUUGGACCAUGCCCAGUGAGUGGCCCGGUGGUCCCGAUGGAGCGCAAGUCGAUGCCGACGGGUGUAUUUGGAUGGCAUUGAGUGGAGCGCAUCGGGUGGUAAGGGUCAAUCCCGACACGGGGCACAUGGAUUUUGUCGUUCAUUUGCCGGUAUCAUCACCGACUUCGUGUACGUUUGGAGGACCCAAUCUCGAUGAACUGUUCAUUACCACGCGAAAACCCGAUGGAGGAGGACUCUUUCGCGUCAAAAUGCCAUUUGGCAUUCGAGGAUUGCCUGAACCAGAGUUUCGAGUCAACAACAAUAACAACAAUAACCUUGUUGGGCAAGAACAAACUACUACUCAACCAACAGCAGCAGCAGUUGCUGUCAGCAGUGACAAUGUGAUGCAGGAGGAGGGCAACGCAAACGUUCAGCCGGCGGCAGGCAACACUGCCGCAACUUAUGCCAGUAUGGCAGCAGCGUACAAGCAAAUGACAAAUAAUGGACAAUAAAAGCGACAUUUGACCCACGCAGUUGACUCGACAGAGGACAGGGAACAGAAGACCGCUCAGAAAACUCACGCAGUUGUGUGGUGCUGACUGAGUCACUCACACUA
Molecule: messenger RNA, 2574 nt
Organism: Seminavis robusta
Lineage: Eukaryota; Bacillariophyta; Bacillariophyceae; Naviculales; Naviculaceae
Source: the annotation of a GenBank genome assembly